Molecule: messenger RNA, 6152 nt
Organism: Eleginops maclovinus (Patagonian blennie)
Lineage: Eukaryota; Metazoa; Chordata; Actinopteri; Perciformes; Eleginopidae
Product: ras-specific guanine nucleotide-releasing factor 1-like
Biological process (GO): positive regulation of GTPase activity; Ras protein signal transduction
Cellular component (GO): plasma membrane
Molecular function (GO): guanyl-nucleotide exchange factor activity; protein binding
Source: RefSeq, a predicted model, not a curated record
UGCACGGGGACACCUCAGUCCUCAAGCUGUUUCCAAGAAGGCGUCGGGGUUUGCUGUUGUACACUCGCAGCGUGGACUUGGUGCAAUUGAAUGCGUAACUUUGACUCUCCGUGCAUCCUUCUCUUCUUCUUGUUCUUCUCUUUUUCAGCAGAUUUCUUUCCAGUUCGCAGGCAUUAGAGUGGCAACUGUGGAUGGGCAAGCAGGAGUGGGCUGCUGCCCACCAAGUCUGACUGUGUUUCGGAUGUGUUGAGAAGGAGAAAGAACAUGUAAGAGUCCGCAGGCUUCCCCGCAGAUCCUCGGAUUCACAGCCAACAUGCAGAAAGGGAUGAGACUCAAUGACGGCCACAUCACCUAUCUGGCUCUUUUGGCAAAGAAGGACGGGACGAGGCGAGGUUGCCUGAGUAAGAAAAGCUCAGAUAACACAAAAUGGCAUUCAAAGUGGUUCGCUUUGUUGCAGAACAUGUUGUUUUAUUUCGAGAACGACUCCAGCUCACGCCCCUCCGGACUGUACCUGUUGGAAGGAUGUGUGUGUGACAGGGCACCGUCACCCAAACCAUCUCUUUCCGCAAAGGAAUGCUUAGAGAAGCAGUACUACUUUACCGUCACGUUCAAUCAUGACAACCAGAAGUCUUUGGAGCUGCGCACGGAGGACGUCAAGGACUGUGAUGAGUGGGUGGCAGCCAUCACACAGGCCAGUUACAGGAACCUGGCUACAGAGCAUGAGACCCUCAUGCAGAAGUAUCUCCAUCUACUCCAAAUAGUAGAGACGGAGAAAACGGUUGCCAAGCAACUUCGACAACAGAGAGAUGGGGAAAUCGAGAUAGAGCGGCUAAAAUCUGAGAUUGCUGGACUGCUCAAGGAUAAUGAAAAGAUCCAGUCUAAUCCAGAGGUACCUCCCAGUGAAGAUGACACAGAGAUCAAGAAGAUCAAAAAGGUCCAGAGUUUCCUGCGAGGUUGGAUUUGCCGCAGGAAGUGGAAAACCAUCAUCCAGGACUACAUCCGUUCGCCUCACGCUGAGAGCAUGAGGAAGAGGAACCAGGUGGUGUUUAGCAUGCUUGAAGCAGAGGCCGAAUACGUCCAGCAACUCCACAUCCUGGUCAACAACUUCCUGCGGCCGCUCCGCAUGGCCGCCAGCUCCAAGAAGCCUCCAAUCACCCAUGACGAUGUCAGCAGCAUCUUCCUUAACAGUGAGACCAUCAUGUUCCUCCAUCAGAUCUUCUACCAGGGUCUGAAGGCACGGAUAGCCAGCUGGCCAACCCUGGUGUUGGCUGACUUGUUCGACAUAUUGCUGCCUAUGCUGAACAUCUACCAGGAGUUUGUGAGGAACCACCAGUACAGCCUGCAGAUCCUGGCCCACUGCAAACAGAACAGAGAUUUCGACAAGCUGCUUAAGCAGUACGAGGCCAAGCCCGACUGCGAGGAGAGGACACUGGAGACCUUCCUCACUUACCCCAUGUUUCAGAUCCCGCGUUAUAUCCUGACGCUACACGAGCUGCUGGCACACACCCCCCAUGAGCACGUGGAGAGAAAUAGUCUGGACUACGCUAAGUCUAAACUGGAGGAACUCUCCAGAAUCAUGCAUGAUGAGGUGAGUGAGACGGAGAACAUCAGGAAGAACCUGGCUAUAGAGCGGAUGAUUGUGGAGGGCUGUGAGGUGCUGCUGGACACCAGUCAGACAUUUGUUAGACAAGGUUCCCUGAUCCAGGUGCCGAUGAGCGAAAAAGGAAAGAUCACGAGAGGCCGACUGGGCUCUCUGUCGCUGAAGAAAGAAGGCGAGAGACAGUGUUUCCUCUUCUCCAAACAUCUCAUCAUCUGUACCCGCGGCUCCGGGGGGAAACUUCACAUCACUAAGAAUGGAGUGGCCUCUCUCAUAGACUGCACACUGAUGGAAGAGCCGGAGGGGACAGAUGAUGAAACCAAAGUGGAGCGGAGUGGUCAGGACACAGAGAACCUGGACUUCAAAGUGAUGGUGGAGCCCAAAGACGUCCAGCCUUACACCGUCAUCCUGGUGGCUUCAUCCCGACAGGAGAAGUCAGCGUGGACGAGCGACAUCAGCCAGUGCAUUGACAACAUCCGCUGCAAUGGUCUGAUGAUGAACGCCUUCGAGGAAAACAGUAAAGUCACCGUGCCUCAGAUGAUUAAGUCCGACACCAGCUUGUACUGCGAUGAUGUGGACAUCCGCUUCAGCAAGAUGAUGAACUCCUGCAAGGUGCUGCAGAUCCGCUAUGCCAGCGUGGAGCGUCUGUUGGAGAGGCUCACCGACCUGCGCUUCCUCUCCAUCGACUUCCUGAACACCUUCCUCCACUCGUACCGCGUCUUCACCAGCGCUGACGUGGUGCUGGAGAAGCUCAUCACCAUCUACAAGAAGCCCAUCAGCGCCAUCCCCGCACGUUCUUUGGAGCUUUUCUUUGCCAGCAGCCAGAGCAACAAACUCCUGUACGGUGAGCCACCCACGUCACCGCGUGCCAGCCGCAAGUUCUCCUCCCCUCCUCCCCUCGCCAUCACCAAGACGUCCUCGCCAAACCGCCGACGCAAGCUUUCGCUCAACAUCCCCAUCAUCACGGGGGGCAAAGCCUUGGAUCUGGCUGCUCUGAACUGUUCUCCCAAUGGCUAUGCAAGCAUGCACUCCACCAUGUCACCUUUCAGCAAGACCACCCUUGACAUCAACAAGCUUUACGUGUCCAGCACCAUGGCGAGCAAAAUCCCAGAUGAGGGAGAGACCAAAGCUGAAGGCAAGGCUGAGGAGACUGUCCUCAACAAGCAAGAUCUGUCUGUGAAAGAGGAAUGUAAUGAAGACCCAAGUCAGAGUGAGGAAACAGAGGCGGAGAUGUCUCCUCCCAAAUCACCAUCGACACCCAAGAAUGUCAAGUCAAAAAACUCAGAGUUUUCCCUGUUUUCCUUUAACAAUGGCAUGGUGGUGUCAUCUUGCCGGGAGCUGGACAAUAACCGCAGUGCCCUUUCUGCCGCCUCGGCCUUCGCCAUCGCCACCGCUGGUGCCAACGAAGGCACCCCAACCAAGGAGAAGUACCGUCGUAUGUCGCUCGCCAGCACAGGUUUUCCUACUGACCAGAGGAAUGGAGACAAAGAGUUUGUUAUCAGGAGAGCGGCUACUAACAGAGUGCUGAAUGUGCUGCGUCACUGGGUCUCCAAACACUCGCAGGACUUUGAGCUGAACACAGAGCUGAAGACACGGGUAAUCAGCUUCCUGGAGGAGGUGAUGCACGACCCAGAGCUCCUCACACAGGAAAGAAAGGCAGCUGCCAACAUCAUCAGGACUCUCACUCAGGAUGAUCCUGGAGAUAACCAGGUCACGCUGGAAGAGAUCACACAGAUGGCACAGGAAGACUGUAAAACUGAGCCUUUUGAGAGCCACUCUGCCCUGGAGAUAGCUGAGCAACUCACACUGCUGGACCACCUGGUGUUCAAGGUCAUCCCAUACGAGGAGUUCUUUGGUCAAGGCUGGAUGAAAAACGACAAGAACGAGAGGACUCCUUACAUUAUGAAAACUACCAAGCAUUUCAAUGAUAUUAGCAACAAGAUCGCAACAGAGAUCCUGCAGUGGGACGACGUCAACCUGAGAGUUGGGGUGAUUGAGAAAUGGGUAGCAGUGGCUGACAUCUGUCGCUGCCUCCACAACUACAACGCCAUGCUGGAGAUCACUUCCUCCCUAAACCGCAGCUCCGUCUUCCGCCUCAAGAAGACCUGGCUCAAAGUCUCCAAGCAGACAAAGACUGUGAUCGACAAGUUACAGAAGCUGGUGUCAUCAGAGGGACGAUUCAAAAACCUGAGAGAAGCUCUGAAGAACUGCGACCCUCCCUGCGUUCCCUACCUUGGAAUGUACCUGACUGACCUGGCCUUCAUCGAGGAGGGAACGCCUAACUACACCGAGGACAGCUUGGUUAACUUCUCCAAGAUGAGAAUGAUAUCUCACAUUAUCAGAGAAAUACGGCAAUUUCAGCAAACAGCUUACAAGAUUGAUUAUCAACCAAAGGUUGCAAAGUACCUGCUGGACAGCAGUACGGCGCUGGAUGAGGAGAGCCUGUAUGACGCAUCUCUGAGAAUUGAACCCAAAACUUCAACAUGAAGAGGAUCGCACCCCCCCACCCCUCAUAUGGAUCACUUGAUUUAUCAUAUGCACAACAAUUCAGAGACAUUGGCAAAGAACAUUUUAAAAACAUUUGAUUUUAGGACAUAGAAUUAAAGUAGCAUAAGUUACAAUACAAAAAAAAUACAACAUAAAUAAACUAAAUAAAAGUAUAGGUCUGUGAGAUGAAACUGAUCCUGAUCUUCAGGGUGGGGGACUGGGGGUGGUUGGGUUCUCUGAUAAUCCUGUUGGCCUUCUUCCCUCACCGCUGGGUGUCAACCUCUUCAUGGGUGGCAUCUAUAUCCCAGUGAUGUGCUGAGCAGUUUUCAUCACCCUCUUUGAUGCUUUGUGGUUAAAGGCGGUGAUGCAGCAAGUGUAGUGAAGUGUACAGGAACAAUAUAUCAUAAUGUACAUAAACUAUUAUUUGUAUUAGACACAGUAGGCUGUGCCCUUCUAGUAUGUGCUCCCCAAUGGACUUGUUGUGUAUAAUCGUUAUUAGAGACCGAGUAGAAGCCCAGAGAGGUUUUAUUUAUAUAGUUACAGAGUAUUUAUGUUAUUUCAUGUCUUGAAAACCAUUUUAUGAUACAUUUAUUUUCGACCACAGAAUAAACAGAUGAGAGUAUAUACAAAUUUACAGAUAUUGUCUCAUUUAUGAGAGAUGGUGGUCACAUUUGACACAUGAUGAUCAACUCCCGCUUUUGCUCAGGUGUCAAAGUCAGAGAGAAACGACAGUGCAGUUGUCUUUAAACAAGUCCCAAUAGAAACACAUUUCUUAUAUUUACUUAACGCUUUGUCCUCAAGUGCAACUCUUAAAAGUAAUACAAAUAUAUACCGAUCCACUAGCUACAUUACAAUGAUAUAAAGUUGUGUUAGUUGGAAUUUCGUCCUGCGAUUUAAAUCUGAUGCAGGGAUGGCGGACUGCGACACCAAAACUAAAAACUAUGUUAUUACUGAAUGUAAAUCCAGUAAGUGCUAUGCCCAUUGCAGAAAGAAUGAUAACCAUAAAUGUUAUACAAAAAAAACCCAUAAGGAUAAUUUUAAAGACUUGAUAUUAAGAGGCUUUUCCUGUGAGACAAAUAAAGGGGGACUGCUGUGGUGGCUGCAGUUGACUCAUGUGCUUUGAUGUUUUAUGUAGCCACAGAAAGACAAAGACAAGAGAUUUUUAAGUCUGACUGGGACAAGAUUACCUGCUAAUUUCUGAUUGAGCUGGAACAUGUGUUUUCAGUCUGGAGAGAUGUGUAUUUAUGCUUUGCUUAUGAUCACCUUAUUCCCCUGGUGGGCAACAUGAUGUAUAUACAGCAUAAGCAACGGGCAGUGUAUGUAGCAGAUGUAACCAAUAUUGAGCCACUUCAGGAAGUCAAAUUCCCAGCUUCUAUACUCAGACAGUAGUGUUUACAGUUAAUCCUCUUUGGCCAGUGCAUUAUAGUUUUGCCUUAAUCAUGAAAUGGAUUAUAUACACAAAAGUAUGUAAACUAUUUUGUUCUACGAGUUGCCAAUGAAGCAGAAAUAUUUGCUGUGUACAAUAUUGUGUACAGGCAGUCCUGAUGCAUUUCCUAACGUGCAAUGUGUUAAACAUAUCCCUCGAAAUGUGUUAUCCUUAUGAUUGUUCAACUCUGUAAUAUCUUUUCUGUGUAUGAUACUUUAAAGCAAAUGUUGAAAACAACUUAUAAGUGUAACACAUUCUGUAUCCUGUCUAUUCCAAUGUGUUAGCAGGAGCUAUAGUAAUAUUGUGCUUAUUCUUGGAAUAUUUAUAGGUAUUUUUUACAGGCUUUGUAUAGAAAAAACACCUAAAGCUUAAGUGGCAGGCAUGUACCACUUUCACGUGUUCAAAUCAAAUCUAUAUCUAGGACAGUUUGUGUACUGUAUUGAAGCCCCACCCUUGCACAUUAAUCUUUACCCUCCUUACAGGCACAUCCAAUGUUUGCAGUGAGCAAUACCCAGUGGUAUGAGAUUUAUCCUUCAGUCUAUUUCAACAGCUUGAGUAGUAUUUCCAGUUUUGUAUAAAAGUGUAUUCUUUCCUGAUUACCUCUUGUUAAUAAAUCUAUUAUUUCUCAGGGGGAAAAGUGUC